Closterium sp. NIES-65 is the source of this 1086-nucleotide messenger RNA. NCBI's taxonomy places the organism in Eukaryota, Viridiplantae, Streptophyta, Zygnematophyceae, Desmidiales, Closteriaceae. The record is from the annotation of a GenBank genome assembly.
AUGGCGUGCGUCUCUCGCGCCGCAACGGCCGCGAAGAUCUCGCAGAUGUACGUCUUCGGCGACGAGUCGGCGGACGUGGGCAACGCGAAUUACUUCAACCGCGCGGCCGUGAAGGCCAACAAGCUGCCGUACGGCGUCAACUUCAAGCCCGCGUCGGGCCGCUUCUCCGACGGCAAGCUCGUCGUCGAUUACCUCGCCGACUUCCUCGCGAUUCCCUCGCCGCGCGCCGAUCUCGCGCCCCGCAAUGCGUCGCUUCCUUUCAGUGGCCUCGACUUCGCCAUGGCUGCUGCUGGCGCGAAAUCCGGCACUAACGGCGGAAAGACGCGCGGGCUGCAGCAGCAGUUCAACGAGUUCAAGAAGUGGUUCAACGAGGCCAAGCGCACCAACAACCCCGACCUCGUACGCCCUCGCCUUUCUUCUCUCUUCCAGCUUCCCAAGCUGGACGAGGCUCUGUUCGUGGUGAGCAUCGGUGCCAACGACUACAUUCCUGAGCUCAGCCGUACGCAGCCCAACAUGACCACCCUCGUCGCCCUCGCCUCCUCGGUAUCCAACACCAUUAUCAACAUCACUCAGUCUCUCUACAACCUCACCGGCUCCUCCAAAGUUCUUAUUAUUGAUCUGCCAAAUCUCGGAUGCGCUCCUGUCGUGCGCCUUGCGGCGAAAUCCGGAAUCAACUGCACGGACGCUGGUAACCAGAUUACCAUUAUCCACAACUUCGCGCUGCUGACGAAGACGGACAAGCUGAGGAACAACCCUGCCCUGCCCAUGCCGAACCUGGUGCUCUUCAAGCAAUCAGCCGUCUUCAAGACCAUGAUCCAAGUCCCCACCUCUGGGCUGACGAAUCAGACGCACCCGUGCUGCCAGGCGGUAACAAGCACGGGGGUGGUCGUGGCGUGUGCGCAGACCAGCGGGAAUGGCAAGGCAGCAGUCACAGGAGGGGCGUGUGCGGCGCCGGCCAAGGCCGUGUGGUGGGACGAUCACAACCCCACGCAGGCCGUCAACCAGAAGGUCGCCAACACCCUCUUCUUCUCCACCAACCCUGCCAUGGUCCGCCCCAACGGCCUCCGCAAGUUCUUCUCACUCUAG